UAGCAGGAGCUGUGAAAGAUUGUUACCGAAGGGGGAGUAACAUUUGUUAUCCUCGUGGAAUAAUAACCUUAUUUUAUUUUUAGAAAGGAAAGACACCACAGUCUUAAGAUUCAAUACUGUCUACAUUGUACAGUUUGAACGCAAAUUAAAGCCAUGUCGGAGGACCUGAGCUCCCAACCUUGGUCCAUCAACAAAGAUGAUUAUGAGCUGCAGGAGGUGAUUGGGAGUGGUGCGACGGCGGUUGUCCAGGCAGCCUACUGUGUGCCCAGGAAGGAGAAGGUGGCCAUUAAGCGCAUUAACCUGGAGAAAUGUCAGACCAGCAUGGACGAACUCUUGAAGGAGAUCCAGGCCAUGAGCCAGUGCCACCACCCCAACAUUGUGUCCUACUACACCUCCUUCGUAGUGAAAGAUGAGCUGUGGCUGGUGAUGAAGCUGCUCAGCGGUGGCUCCGUGCUGGACGUCAUUAAGUACAUUAUAUCCCGGGGGGAGCACAAGACUGGCGUGCUUGACGAGGCCAGCAUCGCCACCAUACUGAAGGAGGUGCUGGAGGGCCUGGAGUACCUGCAUAAGAACGGCCAAAUCCACAGGGACGUGAAGGCCGGUAACAUCCUGCUGGGAGAGGAUGGCUCUGUGCAGAUUGCAGACUUUGGCGUCAGUGCCUUCUUAGCCACAGGGGGUGACAUCACCAGAAACAAGGUGCGAAAGACAUUUGUGGGAACCCCCUGUUGGAUGGCCCCAGAGGUGAUGGAGCAGGUCCGGGGUUAUGACUUCAAAGCGGAUAUCUGGAGUUUUGGAAUUACAGCAAUCGAGCUGGCAACUGGAGCUGCCCCCUAUCACAAAUACCCCCCCAUGAAGGUGCUCAUGCUGACCCUGCAGAAUGACCCGCCUUGCCUGGAGACCGGCGUCACCGACAAAGAGAUGGUGAAGAAGUAUGGCAAGUCCUUCAGGAAGAUGAUCUCCCUUUGCCUGCAGAAGGACCCUGAGAAAAGACCAACCGCUGCAGAACUCCUAAAGCACAAAUUCUUCACAAAAGCAAAGAACAAUGAAUAUUUACAAGAAAAGCUGAUCCAAAGGGCGCCGACAAUAGGAGAACGAUCCAAAAAGGUGCGCAGGGUUCCAGGCUCCAGCGGAAGGCUGCAUAAGACGGAGGAUGGCGAGUGGGAGUGGAGUGAUGAUGAGCUGGAUGUGGAGAGCGAGGAGGGCAAGGCCGCAGUGGCAGCGCUGCGGUCACCCAGAGUGAAGGAGGGAUCACAGAAUUCAGAGGUUUUUCCAUCAACAGAGCCAAGUAGUCAUCUUCAGCCUUCAGCCCAAGGCCCAGCCCACCUACCUCAGCCUGCCGGCCCAGCCCCCCCCCCAGCAAAUCCUCCACCCGCUGCCCAGGCUGCAGCCCCGGCCCCAGACCCAGCCCCAGGCCCAUCCACUGCCCCGGCUGCUGUCCCUGCGUAUGACGCCACCAAGUCUCCCAUUAGCUUGGUAUUAAGGUUGAGAAACUUGAAGAAGGAGCUAAACGACAUACGAUUUGAGUUCAUGCCUGGAAGAGACACAGCGGAUGGGGUCUCUCAGGAACUCGUGUCUGCAGGCCUGGUGGACGGGAGGGACUUAGUAAUAGUUGCUGCCAAUUUGCAGAAGAUUGUCGAUGAGCCUCAAACGCACAGAAAUGUCACGUUCAAGCUGGCUUCCGGUGUGGAGGGCUCUGAGAUUCCAGAUGACGUUAAACUAAUGGGAUUUGCACAGCUCAGCAUUAGUUAGACCGUAGUACAACCAGGGACCCAACAAGAAACAGUAUGGCACACGUGUGCAUUUAAUCGACUUUCAUUGGCCUAAAGAAACCACUACUGCCAAAGAGAGAGAAUGCGUCAUCACCUAUAGGAAGCAGAACCAUUGAAUAGGAUUGUGCAUUGGAAACGCAAUGCAGAGUGUAGGAAUCACACUAAAAGGUUUACAUGUGUUUAUGCAGAAGGACGCAAUCAUCCAAACUUACCCACCUGGUGUUUCCUUAGUUUCUGUUUUUCUUUCUUUCUUUUCUUUGUAAUUUAAGAUGUUGUUUGCACAAUCUGAACUGACUCCUGCAAAUCCUGGUAAUGUAAAAUGCCUUAUUUUUUGACAGUACUACUGAGCAAAUGAUGGGUCGUCCCCCCAUUUCAGUCGUAGCGCUUAAUUACAGAAUGAAUUAAACGUGGUUUCAGUUACUCAUGUUAAACACUCCCCGUUUCCAUCCUGCGGAGCGCCCACACACCCUAUUGCCUAACUUGACACACGAACAUGAGCCAAACCUGCUGGCAGAAACUUGCAUGACCUCACCGUAAUGCUUGCAUCAGUUAGAGCUGUUUGGAACUGUUUAUGUAAUGAUGAAUUUAUGCAUAAGUGGCUUUACUUAGCUUUAGAGCAGCUGAAUUUAGGGAAUUGAUAAGUAAAGCAUUGCUGAGAAUACAUUUGCCAUUGACCUCCACUGGGAGGGAUGUUGAAGAUUAGUUUAAAGUUGGAGGGCCAGCACCUAAACCCAUCCAUGGUAGGUUGCAUCUCCUUGGUUUUCUGGUGUGUCCUUUUAAGGGCUUUAGAUAUAGUGGAGUGUGAAAUUUGGCUGCCUGAUCACUGUGAAACAUAGAAGGAAAUUGCCUCAUCAGACAGCAUAAUCUAGACCCUCAGCUUUGGAGUACAGCCAAAAUUUUUCUUUGGAACUACUAAUCUAGUCUCUUUGAAUAACUCUAGAAGACUGAUAGCCUGAUAAUGCCCUGAUGGAGUGGCCCCAGUGACAUUUUUUCAUGCAAGAAACAUGCAUACGUACAUACAUACAUAUUUUGUAUUGAACUCUGAUCCCUCUCGCAUUGCGAUAUCUAAAUUUAUAUGUCAUGUACAAAGUUUAACAUUGAAGUAACUGAAGCCACACAUGCUACCACUUACACAUUAGGGUGGGUAGUAGCAGUGAUUUUGAUUUGGAAAAUCCGUUCCUCAAAACGGAAAACAAUGCAAACACAGAAAACAAAAGAGUAGCGCUUAUUAGCUUAACGAGGAUGACAAACAUCUGCAAAGUACUUGAUUAAUAACUUUAGUAUGUAAAUAAUGAAAUUUGGUGUUGAUUUGUUUUUAUACUGGGUGUUUCACAUUUGGCCUUUUUUCUUAAAAGAGGAAGAGGACACGCUGCGUACGGAGGCUGGGAAAGGACAAAAAACACUUUGGUUUUUGUUUGCUUGUCGUUGGCAGCAGAUAUCAUUGUAACAGGGUUUGAUCCAGAAACAGCCACGUGUUUGAAGCUAGGUUGGGUGGCCUUUUUUUGUGAAAGUGAAUCUCACUGCCAGUCACUCCUACACUCCAAGACUCAAGGUGGGACCAAGGCUACAGCAGUAUAAUCUCAAAAAUGAAAUAAGCCCCAUGAAUGGGUUUAGUGAAAGAAAUCAA
Messenger RNA from Megalops cyprinoides (Indo-Pacific tarpon), 3396 nucleotides. RefSeq names its product serine/threonine-protein kinase OSR1-like. Gene Ontology annotation, molecular function: ATP binding; protein serine/threonine kinase activity. Bases 154 to 1749 code for a protein of 531 amino acids. Lineage: Eukaryota; Metazoa; Chordata; Actinopteri; Elopiformes; Megalopidae. Gene Ontology annotation, biological process: protein phosphorylation. The record is from RefSeq and is a predicted model, not a curated record. The transcript is spliced from 18 exons.